This is a messenger RNA of Fimicolochytrium jonesii, 1171 nucleotides long. Its product is annotated as ras-related GTP-binding protein A-like protein. Gene Ontology annotation, biological process: cellular response to starvation; cellular response to amino acid stimulus; regulation of autophagy. Gene Ontology annotation, cellular component: fungal-type vacuole membrane; nucleus; Gtr1-Gtr2 GTPase complex. Bases 180 to 1094 code for a protein of 304 amino acids. The transcript has 3 exons. Lineage: Eukaryota; Fungi; Chytridiomycota; Chytridiomycetes; Spizellomycetales; Powellomycetaceae. Gene Ontology annotation, molecular function: GTP binding; GTPase activity. The record is from RefSeq and is a predicted model, not a curated record.
CCACAGUCACCGUGAACUCAGCCGAGGACCUUUCGUUCUUCGAGAAGUCCGUUUGGAAAUACAGUAGGACGAGAGUAGCGUCAAAAACAGGACUGCUGUUCACUGAUAGUAUAUAGCAACACCGCGGUCAAUAUCACCCACCCCCACGUAGAUCCCACUACCCCGAAGAAGCGCCCACAAUGAAAAAGAAGGUGCUCCUGAUGGGCAAAAGCGGGUCCGGCAAGACCUCCAUGCGUUCCAUUAUCUUCGCCAACUACAUCGCCCGCGACACCCGCCGGCUCGGCGCCACCAUCGACGUCGAGCAUUCCAACGUCCGUUUCCUCGGCAACCUCGUCCUCAAUCUCUGGGACUGCGGCGGGCAAGAAGUCUUUAUGGAGAACUACAUUGCCGCCCAACGCGACCACAUCUUCCGCAACGUCGAGGUCCUCAUCUACGUGUUUGACGUCGAGUCGCGCGAGUACGAGAAGGACAUGCACUACUAUCAGUCCUGCCUCGACGCCAUCUUACGAAACAGCAAAGACGCGAAAGUCUUUUGUCUCGUCCACAAGAUGGAUCUCGUGCAGGAGGACCAGCGCGCGGCCGUGUUUGCCGAGCGCGAGACGGAUCUGAAGAGGAGGUCGUUGCCGCUGCAUAUCACCGCGUUUGCGACGAGUAUCUGGGACGAGACGCUGUAUAAGGCCUGGUCGUCGAUCGUGUACUCGUUGAUCCCAAAUGUCCGCCUGCUGGAGGAACAUCUGAAGGCGUUCAGUGCCGUGUGUGAGGCCGAUGAGGUUGUGUUGUUUGAGAGGACGACGUUUUUGGUCAUCUCGCAUGCGACGCAGACCCCGCAUCCUGAUAUCCACCGCUUUGAGAAGGUGUCGAAUAUCAUCAAGCAGUUUAAGCUGAGUUGCAGCAAAUCACAAGCCCAAUUCUCAUGCAUGGAAGUAAAAUCCACCACCUUCGCCGCCUACAUCGACGUCCUGACGCCCAACACCUACGUCCUCGUCAUCACAUCCGACCCUUCCAUCCAAUCAGCCGUAACGCAAAUCAACAUCAACGCCGCCCGACCGCAUUUCCAGAAAAUCGAGCAGGGCCAGUUUGCGAGGCAGUACUAGAAAAAAUCACACAUUCACCUAACGCCAAGGUCAUGCGGCAUUCCCAUCACCCGCUAUAUUCCCUCUCCGCACCAAGU